CCUCCAUCUGCUUCUCCCAUACAGCCAUGUCAACCAAUCACUGCAGGCCAUCACCACCGGCUCCGCCCCCCAAGACAAAAUCAUUGCCUAAACACGAGCAGGUUUUCCUCAGGUAUGCUGGGUCUGUCAGUGGGUCUGGAGGGUCUGGUAUCAUCGGUCAGUGCAGUAAAGCAGUCAUCAUCUCCAAACCAGCCCGUCUCCAAACACAUGGAGAGAGGAGAACAUCUGAGCGAGCAAUAACACACACACACACACACACACACUGGACUCAAAGAGGGAACACACACAUUCCUCUGAACACACACACACACACACUCAUCAUUUGUACAGUCUGGAGGAUGUUUUUGACUGGCGCUCUCCUGUUUUUACAUCAGCAUUAGUAAAGGACGGCGUCCGCUAGUUUGAGGCGUGUAUUUUUCACUAUCUUGCCUACAUUCUUCAUCUUUGAGUGUGAGUUUAGCUGAAAUAAAGCAGGCAAUAGAUGACAGUCAAAGCCACGCCCACUCAGCCAUCCGUCAAGAUGAUUGACAGCUCAGCGCUCGCUCUGAUUGGCAAGAUAUCUCAGACUUUGAUGAUUGACAGCUCAGUGCUCAAAUGAAACCCGCUCAAAUAAUAUAUGCAGGUUCAUGACUCUCUCUGAUUGGCAGAGCUCAAUGAUUGACAGCUGAGCACUUGUUUCAGUUGGCUGAACUUUCAAACUUUGACGACUGACAGUUCAGUGCUCGCUUUGAUUGGCAGAGAGAUCUCAGACUUUGAUGAUUGACAGCUCAGUGCUCAAAUAAAAUCUGCUCAAAUAAAACACACAAGUUCAUGACUCGCUCUGAUUGGCUGAGCUUGCAGACUUCCGUGAUUGAUAGCUCAGCUCUUGCUCGGAUUGGCUGAGCUCUUAGACUUCAAUGAUUGACAGCUCAGCUCUAGCUCUUAAUGGCCAGAGCUCUUUGACUUCAUUGAUUGACAGCUCAGCGCUCUCUCUCUCUGAUUGGCUGAGCUCUCAGAUUUCAUUGAUUGACAGCUCAGCACACGCUCUGAUUGGCUGAGCACUCAGACUUCAGUGAUUGACAGCUCAGCUCUUGCUCUGAUUGGCCGAGCGCUCAGCCUUUAUUGAUUGACAGCUCAGCGCUCAAAUGAAACCCGCUCAAAUAAAAUAUGCAGGUUCAUGACUCUCUCUGAUUGGCUGAGCUCUCAGACUUUGAGUAAUCACUCAGCUCUUGCUCUGAUUGGCUGAGCUCUCAGAUUUGGAUGAUUGACAGCUCAGUGCUCGUUCUGAUUGGUCAAGCUUUCAGACUUAAUGACUGACAGCUCAGCUCUUGCUCUGAUUGGCCGAGCUCUCAGUCUUUAAUGAUUGAUAACUCAGCACUUGUUCUGAUUGGCUGAGCUCUCAGACUUUGAUGAUUGACAGCUCAGCACUCGCUCUGAUUGGCUAAGCUCUCAGACUUCAAUGAUUGAUAGCUUAGGACUCUCUCUGAUUGGCCAAGCCCUCAGACUUCAGUGAUUGACAGCUCAGCUCAUGCUCUGAUUGGCCAGAGCUCUCAGACUUCAAUGAUUGACAGCUCAUGCUCUGAUUGGCCAGAGCUCUCAGACUUCAAUGAUUGACAGCUCAGCUCAUGCUCUGAUUGGCCAGAGCUCUCAGACUUCAAUGAUUGACAGCUCAGCUCAUGCUCUGAUUGGCCAGAGCUCUCAGACUUCAAUGAUUGACAGCUCAGCUCAUGCUCUGAUUGGCCAGAGCUCUCAGACUUUAAUGAUUGACAGCUCAGCUCAUGCUCUGAUUGGCCAGAGCUCUCAGACUUCAAUGAUUGACAGCUCAGCUCAUGCUCUGAUUGGCCAGAGCUCUCAGACUUCAAUGAUUGACAGCUCAGCUCAUGCUCUGAUUGGCCAGAGCUCUCAGACUUUAAUGAUUGACAGCUCAGCUCAUGCUCUGAUUGGCCAGAGCUCUCAGACUUCAGUGAUUGACAGCUCAGCUCAUGCUCUGAUUGGCCAGAGCUCUCAGACUUCAAUGAUUGACAGCUCAGCUCAUGCUCUGAUUGGCCAGAGCUCUCAGACUUCAAUGAUUGACAGCUCAACUCAUGCUCUGAUUGGCCAGAGCUCUCAGACUUCAAUGAUUGACAGCUCAGCCCAUGCUCUGAUUGGCCAGAGCUCUCAGACUUCAGUGAUUGACAGCUCAGCUCAUGCUCUGAUUGGCCAGAGCUCUCAGACUUCAAUGAUUGACAGCUCAGCUCAUGCUCUGAUUGGCCAGAGCUCUCAGACUUCAAUGAUUGACAGCUCAGCUCAUGCUCUGAUUGGCCAGAGCUCUCAGACUUCAAUGAUUGACAGCUCAGCUCAUGCUCUGAUUGGCCAGAGCUCUCAGACUUUAAUGAUUGACAGCUCAGCUCAUGCUCUGAUUGGCCAGAGCUCUCAGACUUCAGUGAUUGACAGCUCAGCUCAUGCUCUGAUUGGCCAGAGCUCUCAGACUUCAAUGAUUGACAGCUCAGCUCAUGCUCUGAUUGGCCAGAGCUCUCAGACUUCAAUGAUUGACAGCUCAACUCAUGCUCUGAUUGGCCAGAGCUCUCAGACUUCAAUGAUUGACAGCUCAGCCCAUGCUCUGAUUGGCCAGAGCUCUCAGACUUCAGUGAUUGACAGCUCAGCUCAUGCUCUGAUUGGCCAGAGCUCUCAGACUUCAAUGAUUGACAGCUCAGCUCAUGCUCUGAUUGGCCAGAGCUCUCAGCCUUCAGCCAAGGAACAUUCCCCGUGUGUUCAGUUCAGUUUUCUCUCUGCUUUUGUAUUUGAUCUCUGGAGAGGUUUUGUUUCCACUGUAAGACUCAGGAAAAUCACACCGUUGCUGUUUGUUUGUUUGUGUAUCUUCUUCUCCAUCAGACGUUAGGAUUGUUUGUGCUGUACAGUAGAUGAAGCGUUCUGUCCUGUUGUGUUGAUCUUCAUCUCUCGUUGGGUUUGUUCUGUUUGUUUGUCAGAUUAUCGGGAGCUGAGUGGGACUUUCUUUCUUUUAUUGUGAUUUUAUUAUUAUUUGUUU
Messenger RNA from Danio rerio (zebrafish), 3004 nucleotides. NCBI's taxonomy places the organism in Eukaryota, Metazoa, Chordata, Actinopteri, Cypriniformes, Danionidae. The record is from RefSeq and is a predicted model, not a curated record.